GAGGUCAGCAUCCAGUCCUUUGCCUGCUGAAUUCAGCUGGUGUGCUGCCUGCAGUUAACGGGUCGAGAUAAGAGCCGCCGGUCGUCAUGGGAAACAUCUUUGGGAACCUGCUGAAGAGCCUGAUAGGCAAAAAAGAAAUGAGGAUUCUCAUGGUAGGGCUGGACGCUGCCGGGAAGACCACCAUCCUUUACAAGCUGAAGCUGGGAGAGAUCGUCACCACCAUCCCCACAAUUGGGUUUAAUGUGGAGACGGUGGAAUACAAAAACAUCAGCUUCACUGUGUGGGACGUGGGCGGCCAGGACAAGAUCCGUCCCCUGUGGAGACACUACUUCCAGAACACACAAGGUUUGAUCUUUGUGGUGGACAGCAACGACCGGGAGCGAGUCAACGAAGCCCGCGAGGAACUGAUGAGGAUGCUGGCUGAGGACGAGCUGCGGGACGCCGUUCUCCUCGUCUUCGCCAACAAACAGGACCUGCCCAACGCCAUGAACGCCGCCGAGAUCACAGACAAGCUGGGCCUGCARUCCUUACGCCACCGCAACUGGUACAUCCAGGCCACCUGCGCCACCAGCGGGGACGGCCUCUACGAGGGCCUGGACUGGCUGGCCAAUCAGCUGAAGAACAAAAAGUGAAGCGAGGAGGGCGGAGGGCGGUCAGAGACGAGGGGAGGAGCCUGGGUGCCAGCUCCAGGUGGUGGUUACAGUGGGUCUGUUGUGUUUYCYUAGAGAGGAAAGGCUGAAAAAAGCUCCAGAGGGCGUGUGACUCUCAGUGGUUUUCUCCCCCGUAAAUAUCAAUUUUUUUAUUUCCAUARUUUGAUUCAUUUGCAUAUUUUUGAUGUGUAGUGUUUUCCAUCAUUUACAAAUAGACUUGACUGCAACAUUUUCCACUUUUUAAACUGAAAACAUAAAUUCUGGCAUUAGUGUGUAGAGCUCUAGGCAUUUCCCCUUCUUUACGGUCUGUGAUCUCCAUUACGACAUUUAACGUGAAAGUGUGACGACUAUUUGACGACCGGUCAGCCUUCCCUCCCUUAGAAUCAGUAAACUCUGUGUAAAUUAUAAAAGAAUGUCAAAUAUUAGAAUAUCACAAUUUCAAUGCAGUAUGCUUCUAAAGGCUUCGCAAAGCUUAACAUUAUAUUUUAAUGUCCAAAGUUAUUUUUACUGCCACAGAAUUACGCUCUUCAAAAUAUUAUUUUAGUCCAGAUUUGAUUCUGUUUAACUUAUUUAUUUUUAAGAGACACAAAUAGUUCAUGUUACUAACCGUUCUUGUCGAUAUUUACCUAUUUAUUGAUUGAUUUAUGCUCUAGAAGUGCAUCGUAUGAUUUCUCCUUUGCAAUGUGCAUUUUACUGUGAAGGCAGCUGAUUACAUUUUUAAAAAAAGAGGAAAAGGAAAGUAAAAAAAAAAAAAACAAAGUGUAAAUUACUGCUUCCCAGUCUGCAUMGAGAUAAUCCCAGUGUUGGGCUUAUAAAAGGCCGCUGCUGUAAAUAAUGUUUUUUUUUCUCGCCUGGCUCAGCGAGGGUUAAAAAGCGAUUGGCAGGAUGUGAUUUCUGAAGCGACACUGAUGACAGAGCAGACGCUCCGUCUGUACCAGCUCUGUGGCUUAGAGAAAUUGCCGCCACUCGGCCGCGGCGAGUUUCGCAGCGCGGCAUGUAGUUGGCGUUAUUCGAACUGACGCCGUUUCUGAAUGUUUGAUUUCUUUUUUUUUAAAACCAGGUUUUGUGCUGCCGUGUGUUCAUCAACCCGAUCACCCUGUCACGUGCUGCUUACUUUAACCCAACCUGUGUGUGUGUAUGUGUGUGUCAGGUUACGCAGUAUUGUCUCCGUCUCGUAUUUUGUUUUUUGUUCCAUUUUGUUUAAUUUUAUUUCACUAACUAGAUGUGGCGUUUUCUUGGGGUUGUCACACAACAGGAUGAGGAUGAUAGUAAUACUGCGACAUGAGGCAUGUUAAUACUGUAUAAGAUGUGUAAUAAAAGUGAAUUAUACUUUAAUAGCCUGUUUCCUCAGACUAUAUUUGUUAGUCAAAAUUAUUGCUGCUGGUUGGAUCAAUGCUGUACUAAUAACCGUCAUGGAUUUUGUGUAAAGUUUACCAAACAACCUUCUAAUAUGCAAAUAAGCAUGCUUUUGUAUGUCAGCUGAAAAUGUAUAUACUGUAUGUUUCCUCUGUAGCCAGAGGAGUUUUGUGUGGUGUUAAACUGGCAGUGCUGUUCUUACACCUGUAGAUAGUGGGGGUCAGUGUGUUGGCAGAUAUCUGGCAGCAGCUUGUGCGUGAGAGUGUGACGUGUUCUCUAUCAUGUUCGGUUCGGUGUGAACAUUGUUUCCUUUUUUUUACUGUGGUUAUUUAUUUCAUCGUUGACAACAGGUAGGAAUGUCCAGCAUUCAAAGUAUUUCACUCAUACUGUAUAUGAUCUGUGGCAAUGUCGUGGCUAAACAUCUAAGUUUUUAUUUCUUUUUUUUUAGCUGUUAAGAGGCAAACAAGACUCCACAACAUUCCCACUAACACGUUUCCAAAAAAAAAAAAAAGUAGAAUUAUUUGCAUUCAGUGAAAAAUAUAGUAGAAUAUGUAAAAACUAUGAAAGGGAUAAACAUGAAAUGGUGUAAAAAAUAGUGUUGAAUGGUUUGAUGAUUCCUGGCGUUUCAGUGAUCAAUAAAAAACCAAAACAAAUUUGA
Molecule: messenger RNA, 2664 nt
Organism: Austrofundulus limnaeus
Lineage: Eukaryota; Metazoa; Chordata; Actinopteri; Cyprinodontiformes; Rivulidae
Product: ADP-ribosylation factor 3
Exons: 5
Coding region: 87-632 (181 amino acids)
Molecular function (GO): GTP binding; GTPase activity
Source: RefSeq, a predicted model, not a curated record